Corythoichthys intestinalis (scribbled pipefish) is the source of this 5487-nucleotide messenger RNA. It is a transcript of the gene coq3, whose product is annotated as coenzyme Q3 methyltransferase. The coding region runs from base 1420 to 2451 and encodes 343 amino acids. The record is from RefSeq and is a predicted model, not a curated record. Gene Ontology annotation, cellular component: mitochondrion. Gene Ontology annotation, molecular function: 2-methoxy-6-polyprenyl-1,4-benzoquinol methyltransferase activity. The transcript is spliced from 6 exons. Gene Ontology annotation, biological process: ubiquinone biosynthetic process. NCBI's taxonomy places the organism in Eukaryota, Metazoa, Chordata, Actinopteri, Syngnathiformes, Syngnathidae.
UUGAAGCAUGAAACUGGAGUUUCCGAUUCAAAUAAACAAUACAUUAAAAGAAAUAAUAAUGCUGUAGUGGGUAGAGUGUUGCAAGCCUAUUUGUAGAGGUACCCUUGAGAGGCACUACAACUACACUGUCCUAUAAUCUAAAUAGAUACUAAAUAAAAGGUGCACCUCUUUCUGUCCUACAUCACUGCAUGCGAUUGGAUGUAAUUUCGAUUGUUAAAAAAAAUGCACUUUACAAGUUAAUUUGACAAACUUUAUUUUAUAUGCACAUCUAACUUCAAUGUUGCAGUUCUGUUUGCACAACGUGCUGCACUUCGAUAAAGCAGAAUGCCAAAAUUCACUUAGGGUGUUUGAUCUAUGAGUGAACCAAAAACAUUUCGGCUCAGAAUUGGCUUUUAAACAGUCCGUAUAAUCUUUGCUAUAUUGUCAUAAGACACCGAUCGGACAUGAUCAAUGAUCAACAUUUGCUUGCCAUCGCAAGAUCAAGAUAGCAUGUUCUGAGAUGUGUGAAUUGGGACCAUUUGUUAAAAAACUGAAGACUGGUCAUUUUUUCCCCUCAGUCACACUGAACAUAUCCCUCAUGCUUUAAUAUGGCAUGAAACAAAUCGUGUUUACAUUGGAAAUUUAAAUAUGUAACGGUUAAUAAUCUGCACAUACUAAUAUUUUCACAUUACCACACAAUUAAUUUACAACUCUCAUGAGGAUCAGUUGUGCGCAAGAUGAAUGAAAACUCAAUGCAACAUUGACGUCACAAAAUAUUGUUAUAAUAUCACGUAUGAAGAAUGAAUUCUCAAAUUUAUUUUGAGUCUAUAAACAUGCGAGCAUCAGAACCUGUCUGCAAGCCUGUUUCUGACCGAGAAGUCGGAACCUGUCUGCAUGCCUGUUUCUGGCCGAACAACUAUGGCUUGACUACGCAUUUCACGCAUAUUUAGAUAUCACAUAUAUGUUACUAGAUGUUUGAUUCGUCUCUAUGGGGCAAUGGAUACGAUCGUCGCUGGAUGGAAGCCAUUUUGCGUCUGGGGCUUUCGAUAAACAAGUCAUGGGAACAAUCGUGUUCAACUUUUGAACGGUGUCCAUGCCAGUAUUUUCGUCAUAAACGACAGAGAUUAAGCAAAUUAAAUGCUUAAGCAAACAUAGUAUUGACAAGAUCACUUUGCAAAAAAAAAAAAAAUUAACAUCAAACCUGUAUCACAACAUCGUUAAUGCGGCGUAAUAAAGCAAACAGUCUUUAUAAUCAUAAGUUUGGCGAGAUGAGUUCGUUGAAGUCAGAAAUUCACUUAAGAUUGCUGAAGUUGAGCCCGCUAGCGGAGCCACCGACGCAAGAUGGCUACCAGUUAUCUACGUCGCCGACUCCCAUCUUUUGAAUCUAAUUUAGUACAAAUUAAAUAUGGUAUUUAAUGUCAAAUAUAGUUUGUCAUCAACAUGUUCUUAAACAAGUUUGGCCGCGUUACGUUAGGGUUGUACAGCUGCAGGACAGUAUCAUGUGGUGCCGUCAGGAGUAACGUGGAUCGGAACCAAUUCAGCUGGACCGUGGCUUGUAAAAAGCGAUCACUGUGGCUUCAAAUGAAUGCAGGGAAACAGACACAACAACACGCUACACACCAUCAAGUCAGUUCACGAUCAGUCCAUCAGACAACGGUGGACCCUGGUGAGCUGAAACGGUUUCAAGCGCUAGCCAUUAAAUGGUGGGAUGAAAAUGGAGAGUUCAAGGCCCUCCAUGCCAUGAAUGACCUGAGAGUGCCUUUCAUAAGAGAUAAUUUGCUGAAUGCGCAGAAAGCUCAAGAUCCUGGGAAACCACUUGCAGGACUGAGGGUACUGGAUGUUGGCUUUGGAGGCGGCUUGCUCACUGAGCCUCUUGGUCGCAUGGGAGCCACAGUGUUAGGUAUAGAUCCAGUGGAAGAAAGUAUUGGCACGGCACAGCUGCAUUCAUCGUAUGACCCCAAUCUUGCCGAGCGGGUCAGCUAUCGGACAUGCACCCUGGAGGAACUAUCGGCAGAUGUGGCAGAAGAAGAAGCGGGCCGGGGAGACGUCCUGUUCGACGCCAUCGUAGCGUCCGAGGUUGUGGAACAUCUGGCUGACCUGGAAACAUUCAUCUUCUGCUGCAACCAUGUGCUGAAGCCAGGUGGCUCACUCUUCAUCACCACAAUUAAUAAAACCAACCUGUCAUAUGCGCUGGCCAUCGUGGCGGCCGAGCAGAUUCUGAGUAUUGUUCCCAGAGGGACACAUGACUGGGAAAAGUUCAUCAGCCCUGUAGAACUGGAGCGCCAUCUGGAGUCGAAUGGUUUCUCGGUGCAGUCGGUCCAAGGUAUGAUGUACAAUCCCCUAUCAGGAGCCUGGAGUUGGAUCAACAGCACUGCCGUCAAUUAUGCCCUGCAUGCUGUCAAACUGGCUGAAGAGUCCCAGCCAGGCCCUCAAACAGGCAAACCAGGCCACUUUGCAGGCUCACACAGCUGAACCACUGAACAUGACGUGGAAACAAUGGUGAAGAAAUCUGAGCCAAACACUAGAUUAUUUGCACAUCUCUGCAGCAGACAGUUAUUCAAAUUAGUUUUUCAGUAGCAGAGUUGAAGCCCCACAUUGCAUCCGUUCAUUUCUCAUGGUUCCUCUUAAAUAAUUCCAAACAUAUUUUGUGGGGGGAAUUCUAACAAUAAACAAUUCUGUGUGAGUUUGGCGCCACAAGGCUCAAGUAUUUUUAGCGCGAUAGCAGGAAAAGGGGGCAGUCACAUGCUCUGAGGGUGGAAAGCGUUUCACGUGUCUGUAUUAUGUAAUAGGAAUAAAGGCAAUGGCAUAAAGUAAGUCAUGUUUGUCUGCAGAAAAGGCGAAUAUGUUUUCGAUGACAACAAAUUUAUUUUGGGGGGAUUGAUGCAUACAGCAUGAAGAAUGGUUCAGUGGUCACUUGCUGAAUUUUUUUAAUUCCCCCCGAUAAUAACUACAAUUUUUUCAAUGUAUAGUGAUUAUGGUAGUUGACAGAAUAACUACACAACUGUCUACACCAGGGGUCGCGUUAACCGAAUAUUUUCCGUCGUUGACCGGUUUUUUAAAACGGUGACGGAAAAAACUGAAGUCCGUCCGUCAUUUUGACAGGUUGCAAUUCACACCCCAGACCACAGGGUGGCAUAUUAAUUAGCUAUUGUCUCUCUUAAUGCAUGACGUCGUUGGCUAUUCUGUCAGAAUAUUGUAGCGUCACCGUGGUCUGGCGGCAGCACCGUGAUUGACACAUCAACGCGAGGUUCUUAUUGGUGCACCCGGUGUGCCAGCGCGUCAUCCAAUUGGUGGACUAGAUUGUCGCCUGUGUAUAGACAAGUUUCCGAGGUAUUUCCGGUUUACUUCCUUAUGUCUUCCUUCCCCUUCCGUUUCCGCCUGUUUACCGUUGAAGUCAGUGGCGGUGGACUCGAAGUUGGGAGGUCUUCAUACAAGAUCCCGGGAAUGUUAUUUUGAUGUAGGCGGGUGGAGAACCAAGCCAAGGCCUCCAUGCUUCGUACCAUGUCGAUUUCCAAACCAUGGGUGCUCGUACUCGUCAUACAGGUGGGAGGGAAGGAGAUGGACAAAACUGACAGCUCCUGCAGUCAUGCCCCCGCUGUUGUGGAAGGUAAUGUGCUCUAAAAAUACGAAACCUAAAAUCUGGCGCAUGAAACGACUUGUUGCCUUUGCUAUUGAUAUUACGAUGAUGAUUGUAAUUACGAAGUUUAAUCAUUUUUACAACAACUAGCUUCUGCUACUGCUGCUAGCCGCCGGUUGCUAAUCGUGUUUGAAUGCACCGCAUAAAUCCAAGUAUUACAAGUUUUUAUUCGUUUGUUUACAGCUGGGAAAUGCUGUUAUAAAAGAGAAGACAACUUGACUUGUACGUUGAUGGACAUAUAUCGAACAUAUAUAGUUUGCGUUCCACAAUGAUGAUGACAGCUCGACUCCCGGGAGAGGCCGAGAGAGGCAGGAAUUGUGACAGACGGUGGUUCGCCGAGAUCGCCGUGAUCCAACUACGAACUUGUGAACGGUAGCGUCUUUAAAUAUAUGCUAUUGGAGCUGGAAUUACCGAGGACGGGAAAAAAGCACAUCUAAAUGCCGCCGAGGGCCUCCAUGAUGUCGCUAUUUGUUCACGGGGCUCCGGAGCUCUGCGGUCUGAUAUCACAUUCUCGUAUGCUAUUUUUGCAAUACUUUUAUAAAUGUGAUUUAUUGACCUGUUUUGGAGUGCACCAAUCGUUUUAAAUAAAACAAGAAAUUGUAUCAUGUCUAAAUGUUUUAUUGCGAUCAAUGCCUGCAAUAAAAAAAAGAAUGACAUACUAUUUGUGUUUACAUCAUAUGUACAUAACCUUGUAGCAUUUCCUUGUAACAAAACAAUCCAUGUCAGCCCUUCUGCAGUCGGCAAAUGUAAUAUAACUUGUAAUUUCACCACAUUUUGGUCACUAAUGGCCGUAGUAUCAAUCCAUUCCUCACGUUAACACAGGCUGACCGUUGUUAAUAAUUUUGUCCACGAAUGAUCAACGAAGUGACACGAACUGCCAUCCAAUCUCAUCUACGUGUCAUCUAGGUCGUGCUGAAUCAAUUUUUGAAGAUUCCAUGGGUUUCUCUGGCUUGAUUUCGUAGUUUUAUCGUCGUCAAUACACUGCUAAUACACUGCUACUCGACCGGACCGGAAGUGCGAAGCAGACAUUUUCCAAGAUGGCGGCGCCCGUAUUUCGCUCAGGAAACUUGUCUAUAGACCCCAAUCACAUGACGUCACAACUCCGCCCCCUGACUGGAGCAGCCAUAUUGUCCGUCAGCUCGUCGUGUUUACACAUUAAUGCUACGUACAUGCCUCCUAUUACGGCGUGUUUUUCUGCUCGUUAACAUUAAUAAUCAAAAUGGCGAAGGCGUGUGUGGCGGUUGGUUGCAGUAACAGAGAAGAUAGACGGAGAGACUUGAAGUUCUACCGUAUUCUGAGAGACCCGAAGAGGAGAGCGAGAUGGACUGCUGUAAUUCGACAAGAAAUCUGGGCACCAAACGAUCCACAGACUAUGUAGUAGUCAUUUUAUAUCUGGUAAGAUGCAUUUAAUAUAUAUUUAGAAGAUUUUGGGCUGACAACCACAAUUAAGAUCAUUGUGUGACGUUGGUGAUUGGGGUCUAUAUAGUUGCCUCUUUUUCUUUGGGAGUGGAGUUGUUUUGUUGGUGUUGUUGGCGGUAAGCAGAGUAAAAAGAGGGAGAAAAAUACAACUUCCGUGUCUAAUUUUUUGCCGCCAAACAAGCGUUACAAUAUUAAUUAAAAAUGAAUGAAAACUAAAAACUAUUGAAUAUGUCAUCAUUAUCAUUUUAAAAAUUUAAGUGACUGGUAAAAAUAGAUUAUGACUGGAUUUUUAUGACCCUGUCAGUCAAAAUGAUGGACAACGAAAAUGUCUAGCGCAACCUCUGGUCUACACAAUUAAAAGACCAAACAACAACACAAAAAAAAUAUUUUUUUUGCUUUCCAGUAAGUGUUCCUGCACAUAUUGGGAAUAAAUGGGGAUAACACUCUGUUUC